AUGAGUGAAAUAGAACAUUGUGGUAUAUUUGAUUCAUUGUUGACGACAAACCGUCACGGUUUUACUCUUGUGAUUUGUUGCAUGAUGGUUUCAGGUGCUGCAAGUCGAACAGCUCCUAUUUUUCAGUUGGGUAAAUGUCUUGCCGUUCCGAUGCAGUUGCAUGUAGCCAAUCGUCAGCGUCUUUGCAAUCGUAUUCGGGACAAAAUAUCUUCGCUUGAUACUAGCAAAUCUCUCACACACAACCUUUCUGGUGUGUUUGUUGUGCUGCAGGGUGGCACUGAUACCUUUCUGGGAGAUUCGGAUGCUGCCAAUGUAUUUCGUCAGGAAUCAUUCUUCCAUUGGACUUUCGGUGUUCUCGAACCAGAUUGUUAUAGGACAAUUGAAGUGGCUACUGGACGUUCUACACUUUUUAUCCCAAAAAUACCAGAAGAAGCUACCAUAUACGACGGUGAAUUAGCUUCGCUUGAACAGUGUUCAAAAAAAUACAAUGUAGAUGAAACUCACUAUACGGAUGAGAUUGCUUCAUAUUUGAGCUUAUGGAGUGCUACGCUUUUGCUAACCUAAUGUGGUGUAAACACAGACAGUCAUCGUCCUACUCCAG
This is a messenger RNA of Schistosoma mattheei, 601 nucleotides long. The record is from the annotation of a GenBank genome assembly. NCBI's taxonomy places the organism in Eukaryota, Metazoa, Platyhelminthes, Trematoda, Strigeidida, Schistosomatidae.